Achroia grisella is the source of this 1987-nucleotide messenger RNA. RefSeq names its product inhibin beta B chain-like (gene daw). Gene Ontology annotation, molecular function: growth factor activity; cytokine activity. The record is from RefSeq and is a predicted model, not a curated record. The transcript has 5 exons. Gene Ontology annotation, biological process: BMP signaling pathway; SMAD protein signal transduction. Gene Ontology annotation, cellular component: extracellular region. NCBI's taxonomy places the organism in Eukaryota, Metazoa, Arthropoda, Insecta, Lepidoptera, Pyralidae. Bases 19 to 1155 code for a protein of 378 amino acids.
GUCGCCUAAACCGUACGCAUGCGUCUCGAUCUACUAUAUUAUUUUAACUGCUUGCGUCGUAGGAAUCUACCGCCGAAAAUGUCGCGAGUGGCUUUAAUAGUAUUUCUAGUCAUUAGUAUUUUAAGUCUUCAGUGUGAGAUGAUGGGUACAUGCGCAAACUGUGCGAGUGCAGACCUGACGGUAGCUGAGCUGAAUCAGGCCAGGCUGGCGUUCGUGAAACAGCAAAUCCUGAAGAAGUUACGGCUGAGCAAGAAGCCGAUAGUCGGGCUUCCUGUGAACAGUCUGCCGAUGCCGGUGGCUCAGGGGCAGACGCUGAACGAACGGACGGACAAACCGCCGGAGUUCGAUGAUUAUUAUGGACGGACAGAACAGAAGAUCAUAUUCCCAGUGGAAGGUGAAUGCUUGACGUCGGGUCGGUAUCCCUUCAAGUGUCUGCAGUUCGAGUUACCACCAGAUGUGGAGCCAGAAGAGGUGGCAGUUGUGGAGCUGUGGUUCUAUAAGGAACGCGAUCCGUUGGACGAAUACAACCAAACCUUCGUCAUAUCUGAAGCAGCACAUUGGGACAGUCAGCAGCAAUUCAAGAAGACCAGGCCAAUAGCUAUAAAGGAGACGGAUAUUGGAGAAGGCUGGGUGCGGGUGGAACUGGCGUGGGCCGUCAGGGUGUGGCUUGAGGGACGCGAGCGAUUGCACACGCUGCAUGUAGCGUGCAGGACUUGUCAGCUUCGGCGUGCACCACUCUCAUUCCACAAGAAGCACCGUCCGUUCCUCGUGCUCUACACCAAGUAUGCUGGUAAACACCGUCGUGGUCGAGCGGUGGAUUGUUCAGCGACCACUAGCGAGUGCUGCAGGGAGCCGCUGUAUGUGAGCUUUAAGGAGCUGGGCUGGGAUGACUGGAUCAUCAGACCGGCGGGCUACCACGCCUACUUCUGCAAGGGCACCUGUGCUCCAAUAUCUGCUGUCACCACCGCGGAAAGUUAUCAUCACAAUAUUAUUAGAAAAUAUUUCUACACGGUAUCAAAUAAGAAAAUCCAGUUCAACCCGUGUUGCGCGCCUACCACAUUCAGCUCGUUACAACUGUUGUAUGUGGACUCAAACAAUACGGUCACGCAGAAAACCUUACCGAACAUGGUUGUGGAAUCGUGCGGUUGCAUGUGACCGUUCAUUAGUGCUCCAGUGAACUUACAGACUAAGGUGUUAAGUGUUCAAUCUACUUACUGACUCAGUGAUAUUUGCUAAAUAUAUACAGUGGACAAUUGAUUUGAUAUUAUAGUUUAAAUUGUUAUUUAUACUAAAAAUAGUUGCAAUUGUAUGAUUGGAUGGAGAUAAAAUAUUGUGAUAUUUUUUGUUCUCCAGAUGUUUGAUUAGGGAUAGGAAAUGUUUUACUGCUGACAAAUCGUAUCUACUUACUAUGUGGGUUUGAUAGGCCGCUGAUGUACAGUCGGUCAGUUGUUAGGUGGCGGAUCUCUGAGGGUGGAGUAUAGCAGCCAAAUACGACCGACUGUAUAACAUCCGCCUAAGGCUGUUGAUAUUAUCUUUUGUUUUGAACAGAUUGAUAUUGAAUUAUGUCUUAAUAUAAGGCGAAUCAUACUCUUCAAAACUGAAACUAUCAAAUACAAUACUUCAUACUUACUACUAAACUAAAAAUUUCAAUGUCAAAAUAAUGAAUUGCAUCGAAUGAAGGUCUUGAUGAUUUCCAGUGAGAUUACCGAUACUCUGUAAUAUUUUUACGAGAACUUUGUUUUUUUAGUGUUAGUAAGUAUAUUAAAGGAUAGUAAAUAAAUUUUAUAUAAUUAAAAUCCUAUAAUGACUCUUUUAAAAGCAUAUUUUUAGGACCGUUUGUCUACAACUGUGGAGUGUAGCAGUGAACAUUUUCAUAUUCCCUUUGUGUUUGGGAAACUCUUUUACUUAAGUUUAAAUUGUGAUAUAGUAAGUUUUAAAUAAUUAUAAUUGUACAGGAUUAGUCGUAAAAUACAUAUAUACGUAUAUA